Vitis vinifera (wine grape) is the source of this 1230-nucleotide messenger RNA. RefSeq names its product F-box/kelch-repeat protein At1g57790. NCBI's taxonomy places the organism in Eukaryota, Viridiplantae, Streptophyta, Magnoliopsida, Vitales, Vitaceae. The record is from RefSeq and is a predicted model, not a curated record. Bases 1 to 1230 code for a protein of 409 amino acids. The transcript has a single exon. Gene Ontology annotation, molecular function: protein binding.
AUGGACGGAGAGAAGAGAAAAAGGAGUGGAGGGUUCAAUCGUCUUGGCACCAUUGUUCCAGUUGACAGGAAGAGAGGUGGUAAGAGUAAGACAAAAAGCGCGUCAUGGUCGGAACUUCCUCAAGAUGUACUAUUACUAAUACUGGAACGAUUACACCUAGUUGAUCGAAUCCGCUUCCGUGUGGUAUGCAAGAAUUGGCUGCUAGCACCUAUUCAUUACAUUCAACCUGAUAGUUUGCCAUGGAUGAUGAAGUAUUCGUUUGUGGAUCCUACCAUAUGCUUGCUCUCUGAACCUUCUCGCAAACUGCCUUACAUUCUGAUAGACGAAAGGGCGUGGAGCUUGCUGUCCGAUGCAACUGUCUGUGCUUCAAGAUUUGGUUGGGUCCUUUUUUCCAAAAUAGUUUAUGAGCUUUGUAAUGUUACUUUCUAUUAUGUCUAUAAUCCUCUCACCAAAGAGAUUAUAUCUCUGCCCAGAUUUAAGUGGCAACGAGCGCAAAGACAUAAAUAUCUUCCGGAAAAGCAGGCCACCUUCUCGUCCGUUCCAACUUCUCCUGAUUGUGUGUUCAUUCUGGCACAUAUUUGUGACAGGGAAGAAAUCUUCAUCAGCACAUACUCCAAUGGGGAUACAGAAUGGGAGACUCGUGACGUUACUCCUCCGCAUCCAUGCUUUUUCCCUAAUUACCGUAUGGUCUACAUGGAGGGAACCUUUUAUUGUUAUAGUGAAGAGGGAGCGCUGUCAUCCUUCAAUGUUGCUGCCCAAGAGUGGAGUCUAUUGACUGAAUGCAAUUCGAAGAACUGCUGGGACUGGAGUUAUGUUGGAGGGAUGUUGUACUUUCUUGCAUAUGGUGGACAUCUGUGUCUAGUAGAACUCAGGGAACUUGAAUUUAACGUUGAUAUGCCCGAGUGCAAUAUAUAUAGAUUUGAUUGGUUAGAUAGGGUUUGGAAAAAGAUGGAAAGCUUGGAAGGUGGAGCAAUAUUCCUUGGCAAGUUUUCGUUUGGAAUUUCAGCAGGAGAGCAAACAAAAAUGGUUGCGAACAGGGUCUACUAUUUCUCUUGGCAAUCAUAUUCACAUAGGUUCCUAAUCUAUGGGUCGGAGGAAAAAAAGCCUGCAGGUAAGGGAGAAAAGUCCGAGUCACAGGAUACAAUAUAUUAUGGUACUCUUGCAGGUAUGGAUGUGAGUCAAUGGAUCUGGAUGGAACCUCCUCUGUUAAUGUCUUCGGGAGGUCAAUGA